Molecule: messenger RNA, 1329 nt
Organism: Auanema sp. JU1783
Lineage: Eukaryota; Metazoa; Nematoda; Chromadorea; Rhabditida; Rhabditidae
Source: the annotation of a GenBank genome assembly
AUGAAUGAACUGCUAGAGUACGAGCUGAAUGCUACUACGAUGGACUUCGAGAGUCCGAGUACUACCGAAACUAUAAACUCAAUCUCAACUUUCGAUUCAUAUACAACAACAGAAGCAGCUUCCCAAGAUUGUUUUAAUGAUCAAGCUUUUUUAAUUUUUAUGUACACGACAGAUGAUCUCCUUCUGGCAGCCUCGAUGGCUGCUACUGUAUUCAAUGUGAUGGUUAUUUUUUGUGCCGUAAAGUUAUUCAAAAGGAGUGGAGAUACAAUGCAUUUGUUUAUUUUGAACAUGACUGUAGGAGAUUUGAUAUUAACUGUUUUUUGUCAUCCUAAUGAGUUACUAAUAAGAAAACACGAUUUCUUACAACAAAUUCAUUUGUGCGCUGUAGUUCAUUAUUUCAAUUGGAUUGGUCUUGCCGUUUCCGGUCUAUCACUUACCAUGUUAAAUGUAGAUAAAUUGAUAUACUUCCGCUGGCCAUUAAACUAUGAUCGAUCUAUGUCCAAAAGGCGAGCAGCUCUCUUUUGCCUCUUAAUUUGGAGUCUGUCAGUUGGUUUUGUAACGUACUGUUGGGCUUUUGACAUUGUUUAUAUUUAUGAGUUCGACUGCUCCCUCCAGAUGUCUAGAGGGAAAAAGUUCUAUUAUGAAAUAUUUUUGAUCCUUUUCUGUGUGUUACCGGUUACCUCAUCACUAAUUGUUUCUAUUUACCUCUUUAAUUUAACAAGACAAAAACGAAAUUCCAGUUCAGAUGGACAUACCAAUGCUUUCAAAACAAAGGUCAAAUCAAUGGUUUUCAUCUUUGCUACUACUGCUUGGACAUCAUGCAGUUUACUACCAUAUCGAAUUAUGAAUUUAGCAAGGAUUCAUUUGUUUGCAUGGUCUGAACUAACUUGUGAAGGCAAGCAAGCAGUGAACUGGGUUGCUUGGAUUCUAGUUUAUCUUUUAACUAUAAAUCCCAUUGUCAAUCCGGUCAUUACAGCAUUGAUCUAUGCGCCUUAUCGAUUAACUAUCAAGAAAUUCCUAGUUAACAUUCCGGUAGGUAACAGGCCUAUCUAUAGCUAUCAAGGAGAUAAUCUUCAUUCUGACAGCAGUUUCGUGUCUGUCCGUCGUGGCCGGAAUAGAAGGUCUUCUUCUACUGAAUUAGCCAGUUUACGCCAGUCAACAGAAGUGGUGAGGAUGUCAAUGAGUGAUAGCCCAUGGACUCCAGCAAAAAGUCCAGGAACUAAAACGGAAGAAGAAUUUGCCUUUGACAAAGAAAAGGUGAAAAUAGUGAUGGAGCCAGCUUCAGCGGAUAAUUCAGAAGACAAUGAUAUUGAGAAAUCAGCUCAAUAA